CUGGCGCCCUGGGAGGAGGAGGAGGAGGCGGUGGCGGCGGCGGCGGCAGCGGUUGCGCCGCGACCAGGAGGAGCCGGUCGCGCCGGGCGGCGGGUCCGCGGCCGGCGGGGGACGAUUGAGAAGAUCUGAUCACCUGGAAUUAAAGUUGGCUCAGAAACCUUUUCAACUGCAAAAAUGUUGGAGGAAGAUAUGGAAGUGGCCAUCAAGAUGGUGGUUGUAGGGAAUGGAGCAGUUGGAAAAUCAAGUAUGAUUCAGCGAUAUUGCAAAGGCAUUUUUACAAAAGACUACAAGAAAACCAUUGGAGUUGAUUUUUUGGAGCGACAAAUCCAAGUCAAUGAUGAAGAUGUCAGAUUAAUGUUGUGGGAUACAGCAGGUCAAGAGGAAUUUGAUGCAAUAACAAAAGCCUACUAUCGAGGAGCCCAGGCUUGUGUGCUUGUAUUUUCUACCACAGACAGGGAAUCUUUUGAAGCAAUUUCCAGUUGGAGAGAGAAAGUAGUAGCUGAAGUUGGAGAUAUACCAACUGUGCUUGUGCAAAACAAGAUUGACCUCUUGGAUGAUUCUUGUAUAAAGAAUGAAGAAGCUGAGGCACUGGCAAAAAAGUUAAAGCUAAGAUUCUACAGAACGUCAGUGAAAGAAGAUCUAAAUGUGACUGAAGUUUUUAAAUAUUUGGCUGAAAAAUACCUUCAAAAACUCAAACAGCAAAUAGCUGAGGAUCCAGAAUUAAUGCAUUCAAGUAGUAACAAAAUUGUAGCUAUAAUUGGUCCUUCCUUGGAACCAUCUGUGGACUCUUGGGUCUCUUUUAUGACACUUAAGGUGUCUUUAAUACAUCUACUGGAAGUCACUCGGGUCAGAAUUCAGGUACCCUUAAUGGUGGAGAUGUCAUCAAUCUUAGACCCAACAAACAGAGGACCAAGAAAAACAGAAAUCCUUUUAGCAGCUGUAGCAUACCCUAAAACACUUUAGGGAGGAAAAAAAGUUGAAUUAUAUUGUGCAAUUCAAUAAGAAACACAUCCAGCUGUCAUGGUAUGUUACAAGAUUUUUUUUUUUUAGCAGACUUUGCACCUAAUGGCUCUGUGAAAGUUGACAGACUUAAAAUAUUGUUCUGCAGUGCUUUUCAGAUGGAGCGAGAUCUUUGGUGGAAAAAUUACUGCCUUGUGGACUCAUUUUAAUUCUUUUACAUCAGACGAAGCUUCUCCUGUUUUUGAAGGAAUGCUAUAAGAAAUGUCCCAAACAGGUUUUGCUGAAUUUUAAGUGCUGGAAAACAUAAGUGGAAUGCCUGAAUGUAUUGGUACAGAUUUUAAUAUUUGUCCAGGAAAGAUAGCAAGCAUUGUAUUUCCGAAAUUGGUUAUACAGCUUUUCUGGAAAGGGGUAUUGAAGUCAAAUACAUACAAAAAAAUAAUAUUGAAAGGUAAACCCUAAGUCUUGCCAGACUGCAUGAGUUUGUAUUUUGGCAAUGUUACUUGUGCAAUAUCUGUAUGGUGUGGGAUGUGGAGGUCUGCAUGCAGAUAUCUGGUACUGAAGUAUACUGAAGGGAUAUUCAGUAUUUAAGGAAACCUAGAAUCUAAUUCGUUAAUUCAUGCAAUCAUUUACACAUUGUGUGUAUGUUGAAAGCUUUUAUUUUCAAAUAAGAAAUUCCAGACAUAUAUUUUGCAAAAUGAGCUCAGAUUUUAAAAGUGCUUUGUGCCAAAAAUAUCAUACCUAAUUUUUACAGUGCUUUACUAUCAGAAUUUAUAUUGUUUAUAUCUUUAAAAAGCAGUUUUCCUCUCUGACAGGGUACAUAAAAGAGGAGUAUAAAUGUUUGAAUGCUUAGAGUAUCUCCCAGGUGAGACAUGUUGCAAACUUUUUCCUGUGUGCACCCAUGAGCAGUGGGGAGCUUGUGCUGGCCGUGCCCUUCUGAAGGUCAAGUGCCCCCUCGGUCAUUCCCGGGGCCUGUGAAGUAUGCUGGUGCACCUUUUGCUGCUGACUGAAAAUGCAGUUUGGAACUUACAAGAUUAUGCUAACAAUUUUUUUAAAUGAAGAAGGGAAGUUCUUUUGUCUUAAUCUGCAUUACGGAUUUUAUAAUGCCCUGCAACUCGAAAGCAUCUUUUCAUUUACACAUUUUUGUAUGGUAUUUUAAGAUUAUCACUUAAAAAUUUCUAUAAACUUCAGUUUGUAUCGCCCCUUCUCAAGAGUUCUGUCAGUACCGAAUACAAAAUAACUUCUUUUGAGAACUGAUUCUCAUAGGUCAUCAUGCGGCAGAGCAUACAUUUUUUGACUUGGGACAGUAGCUUUCCAACUAAGAUACUUGCAUGAACUCUGCUAAUAAGUGAUUAUCAUUCAUCAGUGACUUUGUUUUUAACCCCUUGUGAUAUAUCUGGUUUUUAUAGGAUUUCAAGACAUGUAAAAAUAACUUUUCUUAGAAAAUGUGUCAUGAAAGUCGUUUUUCAUUAUUUGUACUAAAUGCAUAAUGUUGUAUGUAUUUUCCUCCGUCUGUUUCUCUGUCUCUCUCUUUCUAAGUCUUCCAUCUGUACCAUCCGCAUCCCUCUGUCCAGGUGAAUGUUGAGAAGAUAAUAGAAUUUCCUGGUGCAUGUCCUUGCUAAAUGGUCAAGAAUGAAUAUUUGCUCUUCAUAAUAUUGAAAUAAUCUGGCAUUAUCUACUUUAAAGUAAUAUAAAAUGUUAAUUUUUAUGUCAUCGUUGUCUCCACUCCCAUUGCUGGCAGUGGGAUAGGUGUUGGGGGGAUAUAACUCCAUUCCUAACAAUGGGUACCUGGUAAUGAUUCCUCUCCUGUUCUACUCGGUUCAAAUACAGUUUCUUUAAUUUUUGCACAAAACAUUUUUUGUGGUAAAUAAAUCAUUUUGUGGUCUUUAGUAGCCCCCCCAAGAAAAUAAUGUAAUAUGUUGUAGUUCUGUUUCAUAUUAAUUAAAUGUGUGUGGGGAAAAGAUUGUUACUUUUCUAUAUGAAAAAGAUAAUCACUGUUGAUGGUAGAAGUUUCCUGAUAUUUGUAAUAUAAUUGUAUGUAUUUAGUUUUGUCCUUUUUUCUUUUUAUAGGAACUGAAGAGAGAUCUUUUUUUACACAUUUGAAUUUUUAUUUGCACUUGUGUAUUUUAAACCUAACCAUAAUUGGUCAUUUUACAUAACUAAGUAGGUCUGAAAAUCAGUCACAAGUGAUAUGCUAAAUAUUUUCUCAAUUUAAUUCUAAAACCUCCAACAUUCACAUUAAAUUGCCUCCCCAGACCCUUAAUUCUUUUAAAUGACCUUACUGUUAGUUUGUAAUAAAUAAUGGAUACUAAAGAAAACACUGUGGAAGACGAUGGGAUGUUGUUUGUGCUCUCGUGUACUUUUGUACAAGCUGGCUGGUUUUUAGUAUACAGACAGAGAGCUGUGGAGUAACUUCUGAAUUGCAGAGUUCCUCAGCCCUCCUUUCCUCUCUCAAUCGGCCCAGUGAAUUACAUAGCUGAUAGAGUAGCCCAGAUAAGGCAGUAUACGGUUGACCCUUGAACAAGGCCAAUUUGAACCACGUAGGUCCACUUAUAUGCAGAUUUUUUACAGUACUGAAAAUGUAUUUUCUCUUCCUUAUGGUUUUCUUAACAUUUUCUUUUUUCUGACUUACUUUAUAAUAAUAUGGUAUAUAAUACAUACAACGUACAAAAUAUUUGUUAAUGGACAGCUUAUGUUAUCAGUACGGCUUUCAGUCAACCGUAGGCUAUUUGUAGUUCAGUUUUGGGUGAGUCAAAAGUUACACUUGUAUUUUCCACUGUGCAGGGGUCGGUGCCCCUAAUCCCUGUAUUCAGGGAUCAACUAUAUUUUAUCUUAAUUAGUGCCAUGAGAUGAAAUGUGUUGCCAUUAAUUUAGUACCUAUUAUCAGGUGGGAACUAUACAGGGUACCUUGCAAACAUUAAUUUAAUCUUUACAACAAUUGGUGAGUAUUAUUAUUCCCUCCCUUUUUUUCAAAAGAGGAGGAGAAUGAAGAGCUAAGUUUGUCAAAGUCACAUAUUCAAUAGAAACAAAGCAAUUUUCUUUCCCAUUUUGUAACUAUUAUGUUUAUAUAGCCCAGACAUAAAAAGAUGUGCUACCUUCCAUUAUACUUUACAGUCUAAUAUAUAUGAGUGAAUUUGAUACUGCUUUAUAUAUGCAGUUAUAUUUUAUGGAGGAAUUACUACUGCUAGGAACAUUUUAAGCUUAUAAAUGUUCUAUUAUAAUAUUGAUUUCUUGAUGCAUUGUUUUAAAGACAGAAUUAAAAUAAUAAAGAAUAACUAUUUUUCAAUCAAAGUCUAAUUUCUCAUCUGAAAUUAUGGGGAGGGAAGUAUCCUAAAAGACUGAUUCAAUCAUAUUUUAGUGUAUAUUUGAUAGUUUCAUCCUAAAAAUUAAUUAAUUAAAAAUGUGAAGAAAAGCUUUCGGAUUGGGGUUAUAUACAUAAAGAAAAAAAUAAGUUAACCGCUAUCAAGUACAUUAUAAAAGGCUAUGUAAAGGGAAUCCUGGCCAGCCAUUUUUCAUCAAAGUAAAAGACCAAAGUUGAAGGAUUUGGCUUGGUUAUUUUGAUUAUUAAAUGCUGCAGUCAUUUUAAUGAAGUAAGUUAAGCAAUUUCCAUAAAGGAAAAAGUUAAGUAAAAAAAAGUAGGGGUGCCAGGUUGGCUUACUUGUUGGAGCGUGCAACUCUCAAUAUCGGGGUUGUAAAUUUGAGCCCCACAUUGAGUGCAGAGAUUACUUUAAAAUCUUCAAAAAAAAA
Molecule: messenger RNA, 4704 nt
Organism: Mustela erminea (ermine)
Lineage: Eukaryota; Metazoa; Chordata; Mammalia; Carnivora; Mustelidae
Gene: RAB23
Product: RAB23, member RAS oncogene family
Exons: 8
Coding region: 175-963 (262 amino acids)
Biological process (GO): protein secretion; protein localization to plasma membrane; Golgi vesicle fusion to target membrane
Cellular component (GO): trans-Golgi network transport vesicle; synaptic vesicle; plasma membrane
Molecular function (GO): GTP binding; GTPase activity
Source: RefSeq, a predicted model, not a curated record